AUGUACCGGUACGUUUGGUCGCUGGUCUGCUGGUACCUGAGGCCGAUAAUAAAGUGGUUCCUCCGGCAGACGACGUCGAUGUGUGAGCUCCAGAGGAUUUGCUACGGUGAGCCCUCGGGGGCCAAAAGAACACUCGCAGUCGAGAAUUCCUUGUACCAGUCCCGGAACCCGGAAAUCAAAGCGUUGGUAAUUACUCUUGACGAGCUGACCGAGCGUAGGGGUUUCAAUGCCAAGACUGAGAGGAAGGUCCUCGAGGACGCCAUCAGGACUGUCCUGCUGGCCAAGAAAAUUAAUCCUGUAGCGCACCCUGAUUUCGCCAAGACCUUCGGCAAGUGCGUCGAGCUGAUCUGGGGGUACAGGCAGCUGGUAUUUGAAAUUGAGGAGCUCAGGAAAACUGGGUAUGAUUCUAGUAAUCCGGAGCAUGAAGUGAUCCUGCUUAAGCUAUGGAAUCUUUUGAAGCCUGAUGAACCUCUUGAGGCUAGGGUUACUAAGCAGUGGCAGGAUAUUGGCUUUCAGAUGUACCGGUACGUUUGGUCGCUGGUCUGCUGGUACCUGAGGCCGAUAAUAAAGUGGUUCCUCCGGCAGACGACGUCGAUGUGUGAGCUCCAGAGGAUUUGCUACGGUGAGCCCUCGGGGGCCAAAAGAACACUCGCAGUCGAGAAUUCCUUGUACCAGUCCCGGAACCCGGAAAUCAAAGCGUUGGUAAUUACUCUUGACGAGCUGACCGAGCGUAGGGGUUUCAAUGCCAAGACUGAGAGGAAGGUCCUCGAGGACGCCAUCAGGACUGUCCUGCUGGCCAAGAAAAUUAAUCCUGUAGCGCACCCUGAUUUCGCCAAGACCUUCGGCAAGUGCGUCGAGCUGAUCUGGGGGUACAGGCAGCUGGUAUUUGAAAUUGAGGAGCUCAGGAAAACUGGGUAUGAUUCUAGUAAUCCGGAGCAUGAAGUGAUCCUGCUUAAGCUAUGGAAUCUUUUGAAGCCUGAUGAACCUCUUGAGGCUAGGAACCUGGUGUUCUUCGCAGACGAGUAUCCAAUAGCAGCUCGCCACGCAUUAUUACACUCGGUGCACCCGAGAUACGGCUACGCGUUCGCGAUAGUCGGGAUCAACAUCACCAGUAUGGCCUGGAGGCUGCUCCGGGACGGAGCAGCCAAAACCCACGUCUACAAUUCCUCAAAGACUCUCCCGGGAGUCCGUGCCUUUCACCAGUUCUUCAGCUACCUCUUCUACGCGUUCGACGAGUUCUGGAUCGAGAGCAAGCCCACCAAUAUGAUGGAGUUCUCUUCUAUAUCCCAGAAAUUCGAGAACAGCAUCCGCACUGCACUCGCUAACCCUGCGACUGUCUUUCGGCUCAAUCCCAGUCUCGACAAAAUUUAG
This is a messenger RNA of Cotesia congregata, 1371 nucleotides long. Lineage: Eukaryota; Metazoa; Arthropoda; Insecta; Hymenoptera; Braconidae. The record is from the annotation of a GenBank genome assembly.